UUAGCCUAGCUGGUAGCGUUAGCCCCCCCGAGAUCCCAGGCGCAGUAAAAUGAAGCGUUAUUGCCCUUUGUUUUUAAAUCGCACUGGCAGACGUUGCACAAACGCCGAGAGCUGAUUGAUCGCGCUGCUGCGUGGUUUGAAUGAUGGAUUGAUUUAAUUUGCGGUUAUUCGCUAAAGUAACGGCCGUUUUUUCAAAACAUUCUCCGGCUAGUCCGUUAGCCAGCUGGGCUAACUCCUGAUUCUCCCGCGAGCCAGAAAAGCGAAGAUUCCCAAACUUCGCCAACACUGAGAGACCCGACGCGGAGAAAGCUCCCGCUAACACCGAGGCUAAGCUCACGGCUGUCAAGAAGCUCACCAUCUUCAUCCAAGACCACACUCUGAUGUGAGCUGAACAAAUAAAUCUUCAGGAGUCGCCCUCUGAGUUGAGGAUCUGCCUCGUAGCUGAGGAGAAUCUCGGUGUUUGGCCAUCAAGUCAGGUUUUACUGGCAGUCUGUGUGCUUCUCACCCACCAGCAUGUACAUUGGACAGUGGAUACCUUAGCCAAAACAGAUCCUGGCUUCCCAAAGAUGACAAGGUGCUGGCAGGCCCCAACUACAAAAUGAUGGGAGGCAGUGAGACUGUAAGUGGGGACAAGGAUGGGGUCCACAUCACUGCAAUACACGUCCCCAUCGGCUGGCAGAGGAGAGUUGAGGGCGGGCAGGUGAUCUAUGUCAGUCCCAGUGGCACUGCCCUAUCCUCUCUGGACGAGGUCAAGACCUAUUUGUUGAGUGAUGGCACCUGCAAAUGUGGUCUUGAGUGUCCACUCAUCAUCCAUAAGGUUUUCAACUUCACUGUGGGAGUGAAGGUGGAGCAGCACAGCCAGCCUUUAGGCAAAGCAGAGCAGGACAUGACCAAACUGUGUAACCACCGCAGGAAAGUGGUAGCAAUGGCUGCUCUCUGUCGGAGUAUGCAGGCCUCACAGCUGCCCUUUGCCAACCUUCAUCAUCCAGAAAUGAGCAGUGGAGUUGAGAGCCGUGAUCCAAAGCGAGUACUUGUGGAGCGGGAAGAAGAUGACCAUGGAAUUUACCAUCCCAGACUCCAUCCAGCCCCAGCUCGACACCACAGCAACCUCCACCCAAACCCCUGUGCCAGCCCCAAAUCCUCCCACCAGUUUAUUUACCCUUACAAUGGUUCUUCCCCUGUCCUUCACACAGGCACAAACUCUCACCAUUCCCUAGAGGCUUUGAGAAGGCUUCACCAUCCUCCUCCUAUCCCUGCCUCCUCCAGCUCUCCCUCCAGCUCCUCAUUCCCAGCUUACAGCUCUGCCCAGAAGUCACCCCGCACCACCACACCUCAGAACGUCACUCAAGGUCAAAGAACACCCAAAACCCCAGAGACUCCGGGUUCUCCUCGGCUAGGGCCCCUCUCUUCACCUCCUCCCUCUUCCCCUAUGACCAUUGGUGGAGGAGGAAGAGGAGCACAGACUCACGCUCAUCAUCCUCAUGGUGUCAUUGUGGGAGGCUCUCCCCUUUCUCCAUCUUCCUCCCUCUCUCCUUCUGUCCAUAACAUGAACUGUGUGUCUCCUCACCAGCGAUCCCGCCACCCUUCAGCCUCUCCUUCGCCUCUCUCUGAUCAGGGAGGAGGCUCAGCAGCAGCAGGAGGUCUGAUGGGAAAUAACUUGUCUCAGAGGAGGAAAUCCACCUCUUCCUCUCCGCACUCUCCUCUCUCUAGUGGCUCCCCAAACCCCAGUCCCCACUUCCCCAAGUACAAGCUGGAAGACAUCUUGGAGCAGUUUAAGAACUCAGGCAACAGCAGCACUAAUAACCACCACGUCCUGAUCUCUACUAACCCCUCCUUACUGACCAACCAAAGCAGUAGCAACCCUCAUGCUCUCUCCUCGAAGCCCUUAAAGAGUACCAUGAGUCCAACUCCCAGCUCAGGACCACCAAGUUUUGAGUUGAACUCUGCAGGGUCUUCUAGUUUAUCUCUGGGGCCAUUUCUGAAUCACCACCACAGCCAUCAGAGCAAGCUGUCGCACCCAGCUUCUUUCCCUGCAAGCACCCUGCUCUCUGCGGCUGCCAAGGCUCAGCUGGCUAGCCAGAUAACCCAGGGCCAGAGCUCAAAUGUGGCCAGCAACCCGGUGAGCUUGCCCUCUUCUCUGGAGGUCUUGAAAGAGGCCCAGAAGCAGCCGUCAUCAAAGGUAACAAACAGCACUUUACAUAACAGCCACCCUCCCUCCUCCAUUGCUUCUACUAGGUCUCCCCAUCCCUCCCUUGCAUCAGCCUCUUCCGUCCUCUUUCCUCCAUCCCAGUCUCUGGCCCAGUCCCUGGCUUCUUCCUUGCCCCACCUGCCUCCCACAGCAGAGCGCAAUGCAUCACACAGGAAGAGGCAACGGCGAUCUCCCACAGUGCUCACUAUGCUAAGAGACACCCAACAGUUGGCUAAUGGAGCGAGAAAGACCCCACCAGGAGACACAGUUUCUGCUACAGCUAUCAACCUAUCCUCCGCAUCUUCCUCCUCCUUCUCCUCCUCCUCCUUCUCCUCCUCCUCCUCCUCCUCUUCCUCGCACUCCUCCUCUACCUCAGCUGUGCAGAACCAGAAUGCUGUCAUGUUAGAAAACCAUCAUCAUCUUCUCGCUGGACAGACACCAAGGCUCCCUGCUCCCCGACAGAUAGCACCCCUUUCCAGGCUUCCUCGACAAAACGAGGCUCUUGAUUUCACUACACACCUGACACCUACACCUCUUGGCUUGGAUCCUCCAACCCAGCCUCUGUCUGCUCUGUUACACCUGCUCAGUGUGCAGAAUGCACAGGCCUCAGCAUCCAACUCUGCUUCAGCUCAGCCAGGAUCCGUGUCUAUUGAAGGAGGUGGACACACUAAUAGACAGAGCCCCAGACUGUCACCCUCUUCUCCCACCCCUCAUUCUAACGUCAGGCAACGACAGACUCAGUCACCGUGCCGAACCAGUAACACUAAUACUCUGUCCUCGGUGCCACAGCCGUCUUCUCCCCCUCCAGCCUCCCCUCAUUUCAGAUCAGUGCAGUCUCCAUCGAAUCCUCAGUCUACUAAGUCCAGUCCUCUGCAGAGACAUUCUCCUUUUCCUACAGUGCUGCCCAACUCAAAUUUAGCUUUACACAACAGCAGCAGCCCAUCUCAGCACAUGUCCCUGACUCACUCAGACAAGCACUCAGACUCCGUUUCCCAGGCACCAUCGCAGGAAGCCUCACUACAGGGCACUGUGGCAAGGGAGAUGGGCAGUAACAGCAUAUCUACAUCAGUGGACCUGAGUCAUUCUCAAGGCAGUGUUUCUGUCGCGAUAUCCAGCUCCCCGAAGCCCCUCGAUCUUAGCAACCAUGUCCUAGCGCUUCUCGCAGCAUCUUCCGCUGUGCCCCAGGGGGAGGGCUGCUCCUCCGAUCGAACCACUGAUGCUGUGAUGUCUUCCCAAGGAAAUCCUCCAGCAGGGCCAGAGGAGCCUAGAUGUGUGGACUCAAAGGUCUCCAUAGUGACCAAACCUCCAGCAGCCACCAGCCCCGGGCCCACUAUCUCCUCUCGUCUUGGGGAUAAUAACAGUCCUCAUACACCCUCAGCCGUGGGCGACUCGACCAAUCCCUUACCUCUUGCAGAGGCCUUCCCCUUCAUGAACCAAGAGCAGCUUCUUCAGCUGCUGUCAUCCACAGGAGGCCUACCGUCCCUCUUGGACCCUGCAGUCCUGGCUUCAUUGCCCCUAGGGGGGCUGUGGUUGGGGGGGCAACAUGCACAGAUACCCCCUGCCAGUGCUACACCACAGAAUCUUGCAGAGCAGCAGCAGUCAGAGCAGCAGCAGUUGCUGAUGCAACAACAAGAGACACAGCAGCAAAACCAGGAUCAACAACAGAAGCACCAACAGAUAAACAACAAUCCUUUGUUUCCCUUGUUGCCCUUGUUGAGCGGUGCUCAAGGGGAGCUGCCUCUGAACCUUCUGGGCCUGUUGAACCCACUCCCGGCCCCAGCCUCAACCUCCACCCCAGGACAGGAAGCUGAUUUAGGGCUAAACGAAAAACCUAGCCUCCAGGCUCUGCUCAUGGCAUCCUUGUUGCUCGGGCAACAGCAGGCGUCUUUGUUACCUCUAUCUGGGCUGGGUCAGUUGAGCCAGGUGAGCUUGGAAGUUCCCCUCCAGCAACCACAGCAGAUCCCCACCACAUUGGAGGGCCUCACCCUGGAUAAGACCUCUGGCCUCCUGGAUCCAUCAACCCUACCAGGCCCAGGGCUCUUAGAGGUUGCCCAGGGCCUUCUUUCCAUUCCUCCAGGAGCUGAGGGAUCUAUCCAAGCCCUGCAGUCUCUGCUCCUUCCUGCUGCUCUUCCUCCUCCCCACGCAGCCUUCCUGCCCCUCAGCCCUGCCUUGCUCACUGCUGCCCUGAGCUCUGCUGAGCUCCACCCAUCUCCCCACACCCAUUUAGCUCCUGCACAGCAAACCCAACAUACCCAACCUCAGGUAUCUACUGAUGCUGGUGUUGACACCCUCAUCCCCCUAUCUCUCCAAGGCAAGGACAACCCCAUCCUCCAACAGUUAUUACCCACUUUGCUUAACCCUGCUGUAUUAGGAGAUCUUUCUGCCCUCACAGGCCUCCAUAACAUGUUGGGGAUUGGAGCAGGUUCCAUCCUCUUACCCCCAGUGCAGACCUCUGCUUUGGGCAUGCCUCUGUUGCAGGGUCCUGAUGGAGCUAUCAACUUGCUCAACAAUAUACAGCUAAACCUUGCACCACCAUCAGAAGGAGAGAAGCCAGUCUCAUUACAGGAAACACAAAGCCCUGCCCCGCAGGAAGACAUUCCAGCCAGUCAGAUCACUUCCGAAGUGGUUCCCAGUCCUGUUCUAGCUUCAGCUCCAGCCCCUGCCCAAGAACCCACACCACCUCCACAGCGAGUAUCUGAGGGCAGGUCUGUUAUCGAUCCUUACACCUCUUUCAUGGACACGAUUUAUACCUCCUUCCUUCAAGUCAGUGCUAAAGAGCAAGAAGAUAGAGCCCACUUGGGGCCAUCUGACCCCACUUCACCCUUCUGUGCCUUACCGCCGGUUUCUUUCCCUAUGGAGCACCAUACCUCGUCCACUCCUGUCUCAACUCUGCCCCAGGCGAGUGCCCCAGUCUCACUUAGCCCACGUCGGGCCUGUUCCCUCCGCAACCCAGACUUAUCCCGACUGAGCCUGGAAGCAGCAGCCCACUCCCCAGCCCAGGGGACACCCAAACCCAUUGAGGACGGGUCUACGCCACCCUUACAAAGAAAACCGGUCAUGGUAGAGGGACAUACUCACCCAGAGCCUCCUCUGCCAUCCAUCUACUUGGAGGAGGCUAAGACAGACUGUACUGGCCCUUCUGCGGCCAUGUGCCCCUAUGUAGAGGCAGGGGUGGACAGGCAAGGGCAUCUUUCCCAUGCAGGGUACCUCAGUCCCAGGGAUGGAUGCAGUGGGAGGCCCAAUGAGGAGACAGCUGGGACGUUGCUGCACACCGAACAGGGAAGGGAUCAAGCGGGAUCAGCAGGUGGAGCCAGAAGAGGAAGGAAAAGGAAACAAACGCUACAGAAUGUGUUAGAAGACUUCAGAGACAUGGAUGCUACAGCACUAGAGGAAACCAAGGCUACGACAGCCCUGCUGAAGCCUGAGAGGUCAGUCCGCGGCAGGAGGCGCCGAGGCGCCAGGUCUCAGAGGCAGUGAUUGGUGGAGGGAGCUGUAAGUCAGAGCUGUUCACCAAUCAAAGGCGGCCAGACGCCUCUCCUUCCCCACUCCAUCUCUUCACCAUCAUCACCACUCACUGUUUAGACCUUUCUUUCUUUUCUUUUUUUUUUUUUUUAAUUCAACUGCACUAAUAUUAAGAUGUUGUCAUGUCAACCAUUGUUAUGGCAACCACUAUGAGAAAAGAAAACACAUAGGAGAGAGUUCUAGUCUGAGAAAUUAAUUUAUAAAGAGUGGGGAGGAAAUUGAAGAGAAAUUUUGUGGAUACUUAUUUCACUUAGGUCUUCUCUUAGGUCUAGUUCACAGAAUAAUGGUUGCUUGACAUUGUGAUCAGAGAUCUGUUAAUUAUGGUUGGUGUUAGAGUUCUAUCAAUGAGAAAACACAAAAAAAACAAACAAGAGUACUGUUUUCUUCUCAUCAGUGUGUAACUGUGAGUCAGGAUAAAGCCCAUCUACUUGAACGAUGCUCUCUGUUGAAAGUUUGUCUGUACGUGUGUGGAUGUGUGUGUCUUUUGAUGUGUCUGAGUGUGUGUUGGACAACAGUGCUAUUGCUGAGCCCCUCACUGUCCGACCGUUAGUUGAAUUUAUUUUCAUUUUAGUAAACGAGACCCUGUCUGUUUGUAAGAUGAAGGGCUCUUUUGCAGAGACACACGGCGGUUGUAUUUCAACGAAAUGAAAGGUUUUCAGAGGUGCUGGAAGCGAAAAUAAGAAGGAACAGACUUGAUUUUUUUUUUUUUUCAUUCACAGUAUAAAAUAACCCUUACAUGGGAGAAACCAAGGAAACAAUGUGGUUUAUUGUAUCAGGUUUCUUCACACUCUAAGAAAAUAACUUUUUAUCAUGAUUCCACAUGUCCUGUGAGAUGUUCCUUAAUGGUUUGUACAUCACUAAUAAUUAUGAACUGAGAAAACAUUCAUAAAAAAUAAAAAAAAUAGAAGUUCUUUUGUACACCUCUUUGAAUCAUGUCAUAACACGCCAGGGUACCCGACAGGUCAGGAAAAUUGAAUUCAUCUGACAACAUCCAGUUUUUUGAUGUUUGCAAGGUCCAAGCAAGCAAUCCAGAAAAACUGAAACUUUUCACAUGCUGUGUCGUUUGUUGCUGUGAAGAAUUAUGUGUAGCUGUGGUGUGAUGGAGACUAAUAUCUGUUCACCAAACACCCACCCAAACUUUCACUCCCACCAGCUGCGAUAAGUGUCUGGGAUUGUUUUGAAUUAUGAAAAGGAACAUUUGCAGGAAAGUACAGUAUGUCCUCUGAUUGGUUGAACAAAUGGCUGGAAAACUUAAACGCAGAGAGUGAUUAUGUCUUACGUGGAUCUGUUGAGUCUGUGUGUUACUGUGGAUUUGGAGUAAUAUCCUCCCUCUGUCUCCUCAUAUCACUGUUUGAGCUCUCCUCCACACACUGCCCUGCCCCAAGAGUACUGGCAUCUCUAGCUGUAUUUAAAACAAAACACCACAAAAAAAGAAUAAAGAAGUGAAAAAGGAAGCAGAUUAUGCAAUUUCUACACUUGGAGAUUUGUACAUAUGUACAGUUAAUGUGUUUUAUUUUGAUUUUAUAUUGUUAGAGAAAGAGACGAGAGAAAACAAUGAAUUGUGAAUUUUUCUGGGAAUUGUAAUUAAGUAUUUUUCUCAUUCUACCCCUUGCUUUCAAUACUUAUGUUUAAAAAGACGAUUAAAUUGUGGACUGUAGCUUUCUUUUUUAUAUGGGAGUCUUUUUUAUUUAAUAUUAAACUAUUUACAGAAAAUGUA
Messenger RNA from Larimichthys crocea (large yellow croaker), 7427 nucleotides. It is a transcript of the gene mbd6, whose product is annotated as methyl-CpG binding domain protein 6. The transcript is spliced from 13 exons. Gene Ontology annotation, molecular function: DNA binding; chromatin binding. Gene Ontology annotation, cellular component: chromocenter; nucleus. Lineage: Eukaryota; Metazoa; Chordata; Actinopteri; Sciaenidae. Bases 599 to 5665 code for a protein of 1688 amino acids. The record is from RefSeq and is a predicted model, not a curated record.